This is a messenger RNA of Oryctolagus cuniculus (rabbit), 3255 nucleotides long. It is a transcript of the gene SOAT2, whose product is annotated as sterol O-acyltransferase 2. NCBI's taxonomy places the organism in Eukaryota, Metazoa, Chordata, Mammalia, Lagomorpha, Leporidae. Gene Ontology annotation, cellular component: endoplasmic reticulum membrane. Gene Ontology annotation, molecular function: cholesterol O-acyltransferase activity; cholesterol binding; fatty-acyl-CoA binding. Gene Ontology annotation, biological process: cholesterol homeostasis; cholesterol metabolic process; cholesterol efflux. The record is from RefSeq and is a predicted model, not a curated record.
CCUCAGCCAGCUCUCCACUGGGAGUUGGGGGGAAGGGAGGCCUCCGCCAGAGGUGGUGACCUUGUUCCCAGCACUGAACUUUGGACACUAGAAGAUGAGAAGGAUUAAUAGUUAACCCCCCGCAGGAACCCAGCAAAGGGGCGCUCUCAGCGCUCGUACUGUUAUGUGGCCUCCACCUCAUGGUGUGCGUACACCCACCUUGUGAGGUCGGAGGAUUCUUUUCUCUCCCCGUGUCUCAGAGGAGGAAAACCGUGCCUUAAAGACAUUGAGUCACUCGCCUGGAAAUCACUCGGCCAGUACGUGACAAUGGCCGUUGUGUGGGUGUGACAAUGCCAGGCGCGGCCUGUGUGCCCAGUUCUGCUCUGUUUUUCGCUCCUCUCUGCCUGCCCGCUGACCCCAGCAGAUGUGGCCGAGCCCUGGCACCCAGCAUCCACAGUCGCACACCUGAUCCCGUGCUCCAAGGCAGCUGAAUGCCUGGGCCACAAGGAUGUCUCUGAGUCCUGCCCGACCUUCAGCCUGCCGGUUGACAGCCUGGAAGGCCAGCAGUGCCACAGGCGAUAAGCCCUGGGGGAGGCAAAGUCCCCCUCCCGGCUUGAAGCCGGGCGGCGGCCGGCCAGCUGGUGGUUGGGGAGCUGGAGGGAUGAGGCUGGCCCUGCAGAAGCGCUGCUCUUAGAUAACCUAUCACGUUCCCAGAGGCCCCCUCCUCCUAAAAGGACUUUAGUCCUUGGAGCUGACAGCCGGGAGCCGAGCGGGGACAAGCACGGAGCAGGGCGUGCUGAGCCAGGGAGCAGCGGGCACAGCAGCCGGCUGUCCCCUCAAGACUGGAGAGCCACACCAUGGAGCCAGGUGGAGCCCACGUGCGGAGAAGGGGAGGCCUGUGCGGGGAGCAGGAGGAGCACCCCCCUGGGCAAGGCACUUUAGCAGGGAGCUGGAUCAGAGGUGGAGCAGCCAGGACUCGAACCAGCGCCCAUAUGGGAUGCCAGCAUCACAGGCAGCAGCUUAACGCACUGCACCACAGCGCCGGCUCCCCUGCUGUCAUUCUUGAUCCUCACUGCUGCCCACGGAGCCAGGAAGGGGCUGUGAAGAGGCGAUUACUGGAACAAGCAGAGGGACAGCUGCGGGAACUGCUGGAUCGGGCCAUGUGGGAGGCUGUACAGUCGCACCCGCUGCAAGGCAAACCUCUGCCCUCGGCUCCCCCACACUCCUUGAGCAGGGCACGGGAGCCACCGCCAGGCAAAAGGAAAGUUUUCAUCACCCGCAAGUCCUUGCUUGACGAGCUGAUGGAGGUGCAGCACUUCCGCACCAUCUACCACAUGUUCAUCGCCGGCCUGUGUGUCUUCAUCAUCAGCGCCCUGGCCAUCGACUUCACCGAUGAUGACAGGCUGGUGCUGGAAUUGGACCUACUGAUCUUCAGCUUUGGGCAGCUGCCCCUGGCGCUGGUGACAUGGGUCCCCAUGUUCCUGUCCACCCUGCUGGUGCCCUACCAGGCCCUGCGGCUGUGGGCAUGGCCAAGUUCCAGCCGCGCAUGGGCGCUGGGGGCCGGCCUGGGCUGCGCGAUGCUGGCCGCCCACGCCACCUUGCUGUGCGCACUCCCAGUGCACGUGGCUGUGCAGCACCAGCUGCCGCCCGCCUCCCGCUGCAUCCUGGUCUUUGAGCAGGUCCGGUUCCUGAUGAAAACCUACUCCUUCCUGCGAGAGUCUGUGCCUGGAAUCCUUUCAUCCAGAGGAGGUGAGGGGACCCAGGCCCCCAGUUUCUCCAGCUACCUCUACUUCCUCUUCUGUCCCACACUCAUCUACAGGGACACGUACCCCAGGACACCCAGCAUCAGGUGGAAUUAUGUGGCCAAGAACUUGGCGCAGGCUCUGGGCUGCGUCCUCUAUGCCUGCUUCAUCCUGAGCCGUCUCUGUGUCCCCGUUUUUGCCAACAUGAGCCGAGAGCCCUUCAGCACCCGGACACUGGUGCUCUCCAUCCUGCACGCCACGUUGCCAGGCAUCUUCAUGCUGUUCCUCAUUUUCUUUGCCUUCCUCCACUGCUGGCUCAACGCCUUCGCUGAGAUGCUGCGAUUUGGAGACAGGAUGUUCUACCGGGACUGGUGGAACUCCACGUCUUUCUCCAACUACUACCGCACCUGGAACGUGGUGGUGCACGACUGGCUGUACGGCUACGUGUACCAGGACGGGCUGUGGCUCCUUGGUGGCCGGGCCCGAGGCGCAGCCAUGCUGGGCGUGUUCCUGGUCUCUGCCAUGGUCCACGAAUACAUCUUCUGCUUCGUCCUGGGGUUCUUCUACCCUGUGAUGUUCAUGCUCUUCCUCGUCAUUGGAGGGCUGCUGAACUUCACAAUGAAUGACCAGCACACGGGCCCAGCGUGGAACGUGCUGAUGUGGACUCUGCUGUUCCUGGGCCAGGGAAUCCAGGUCAGCCUGUACUGCCAGGAGUGGUACGCACAGCGGCACUGCCCCCUGCCCCAGACAAGCUUCUGGGGGCUGGUGACGCCUCGCUCUUGGUCCUGCCACGCGUGAAGAUCAGGAUGCCCUUACCACAGAUGAUACCACCAAGCUCGUCCCGGCCUGCCACGCCGGGGACCAGGGCUCCUCUCUGCACUUGUAAACUUGGCUUUGAAUCAGGGUAGGGGGGGCCUGCAUGCAAGACCCCAGCCAGGAACUUCAGGUUUUGGGAGUCUGUGCACCCCUGUGGGCCUGAGCACAGACUCGGCAUGGGGGUGACCCCCAGGCCCGCAUCCCCAUGGACUGCUCACAGGAACCCCAUUAGUGGGAGGCUUGAGGGGCCUUACAGAUUUAGGGAGGGUGGGGGUCACCCAGAGAGACCAGGCCCCCAAAGUCUGAGAAGGGCUCAGAGCUUCAGUUUGUACAUCUCCCAGUGCAACAAUAAACUCACCCUCUUCCUUUUUAUGCGCUCAUUUGUUAAGACCCGCUCUGGGGCCGGUGCUGCGGCGCAGCAGGUUAAAGCCCCAGCCUGUAGUGCUGGCAUCCCAUAUGGGCGCUGGUUCUAGUCCUGGCUCCUCCACUUCCGAUCCAGCUCUCUGAUAUGGCCUGGGAAAGCAGGGGAAGAUGACCCAAGUCCUUAGGCCCCUGCACCCACAUGGGAGACUCGGAAGAAGUUCCUGGCUCCUGGCCUCUGAUUGGUAUAGCUCUGGCUGUUGUGGCCAUCUGGGGAGUGAACCAGCAGAUGGAAGACCUCUCUCUCUCUGCCUGCCUCUGCCUCUCUGUAACUCUACUUUUCAAAUAAAUAAAUAAA